Homarus americanus (American lobster) is the source of this 824-nucleotide messenger RNA. Its product is annotated as anti-lipopolysaccharide factor-like. NCBI's taxonomy places the organism in Eukaryota, Metazoa, Arthropoda, Malacostraca, Decapoda, Nephropidae. The coding region runs from base 117 to 530 and encodes 137 amino acids. The record is from RefSeq and is a predicted model, not a curated record. The transcript has 4 exons.
AGGGGCGGUCCGGGUGAACCACCAGUUACCUCCUUACAGUCUUACGAAGAACAUCUCCGACUGACACUUACCACAAGACACUGUCGGUACUUUCAUCAAUUACAGUCAACACCAUUAUGGCUUCAACAACACCGUCAGGAAGGAAUGAAUCAGGGUUACCGCGCCUCCUGUCGGUGGUGUCCAUGGGCGUGGUACUACUCUUACUGGCCCCUACACCCACACCCGCCACACCCUUUGACCUCUCAAGGGUCAUUUCGACUUUGGCGGACAACGUAAUCGAUCGACUCUACAACGAGGGGGAGAUGAACCUACUAGGCCACUACUGCACCUACAAGAGACAGCCUUACUUCCACAGGUGGGAGCUGUUUUACCGAGCCCAAGCUACCUGUCCCGGCUGGAGUACCUCUGUUGGUAAAUCCAUCAACCACCGCAACCCUAACUCAGCUGAGAGGGAGGCCACGAGGAAUCUGGUGCAGCAGAUCGUGGCAGAGGGCUUAGUGGCCAAGGAGGAGGCCAAGGAGUGGCUCUGAGGUCCUGGCCAGCCACCACAAAUACACCCCAGCCUGGCAAACACCUACCACAGUGACCCUAUUUGACCAUACCUACCACAGUGACCCUAGUUGGCCAUACCUACCACAGUGACCCUAUUUGGCCACGCCUACCACAAUGCCACCACCACUAACUGACCAACCUCCUGAAAGAAAAUUUCCUUCUUGCCUGGUGUUGUGAGCCACACGAUUACUGAAGCAACAUAAACCUAACCUAACCUAACUUAACCUAACCUAACCUAACCUAACCUAACCUAACCUAACCUAACCUAACCU